Arachis stenosperma is the source of this 747-nucleotide messenger RNA. RefSeq lists its product as uncharacterized. Bases 1 to 747 code for a protein of 248 amino acids. The record is from RefSeq and is a predicted model, not a curated record. Lineage: Eukaryota; Viridiplantae; Streptophyta; Magnoliopsida; Fabales; Fabaceae. The transcript has 2 exons.
AUGAACCGGUAUAGUCAUAUUCUUGUUCAAGACACGGUGCCAUCACAGCAUCAGUCAGAUAUCUACUUGCAUUGGUACCGACGUACAUAUGGUGACCACUUGCAUCUGUCACAGCUCGGACUGGAAGAGAAUCAGCACGGUGAUCCUAUGAUUAACCAGGAGAAUCAACAAGAACAACCACCGCCACCACCACCUCCCCCCUCACAGACACAUGCACAACAAGAGCCUGAGCAGUUCAUUCACCAGCAGUACUGGAAUGUCCCGCACCAAGAAUCAGGUGAAUAUGGUUCAUUUAGCCAGUUGCUUGGAUUCAUGGCUCCUGUGUCAGGUUACUCAUACCCAGCAUAUGGAAACAUUCCCACCGACCAGAUGGCCCAACCAAGUGGGAUUGCUCCAGGUAGAUUUUCAUUGGAUACGAGACCUCGACAGAUCACUUCGUCUAGUACUUCCAGAGGUAGGAUUUCUGUUUACUCAAGUAUGAGUGAUGAUGCCACGAGGGGGAUCAUACAGAGUGGAAAUUCACGCCGUGUUCCGAUGAAUCUCAUUCUAGAGAGCUACCAGCCAGUUGAUGAGGACAAUGAUGACUAUCUGGUUGACCAUCCAGAUGGGGAUGAGGAUGAGGAUGAGGAUGAUGAUGAGGACGACGAUGAAGAUGAGGAGGAUGGUGAGGAUGAAGAUGAUGGGGGUGAUGGUCUGGAUGAUGUUGGAGUUAUUCACGUCUUGGAUUUAGUUAUUUGUAUCGUAUGA